AUGAAAUUUGAAUUUUUACCAAAUGAAUUAUUACUUCAAUGUUUUCAAUAUCUCAAUGCACCAGAUAUAUUUUAUUCAUUUGAUCAAUUAAAUUCUCAUUUUUCUACACUUAUUCGAAAUAUUCCAUUAUAUUUAAAUUUUUAUCAAAUGAAAAAAUCUUUAUUUAAUCAUUUUUGUCAAAUAAUUCUAUUAAAUCCUGAAAUAAAACAAAAAAUUAUUUAUUUACAAUUAUCAAAUGAUGGAACACCUGGUCAAAUUGAACAUUUUCUUUCAUUAUUUUCAUUAAAUAAAUUUCUUAAUCUUCGAUCAUUAUCAUUAAUUAAUUUAAAGAAAAAUAAUACAAAACAAUUAUUAUCAAUCUUACCAUUUUUAUCUAAUUUAUAUUCUUUUUCUUUUACUGGUACAAGUAUUGAACUAUUAGAAAUAAUAUCAAAAUCAAAAUUACGGAUAUUAACAAUACCUCAUUUGGAAUUGAAAUCAACAUCUAUUAAUCAAACAAUAACAGGAAUAACAUCAUUAAUCAUAACUGAAUCUAAGUUUGAUAAUUUUAAUUUAUUUAAAUUAUUUGAAUAUGCACCAAUGUUAAAAUAUUUAAAUAUUCAAACAUUAGAAAAUUCAGAGAUGAAUAAAUACAAUGAACUGAAAAAAACUGCUAAUUAUUUAAAAGAAUUAAUUAUAAAUGAUUGUAAAGCUACAUUUGAAAAUCUUGAAUUAUUAUUAAAAUAUACACCGAAUUUAAAAAUAUUUUCAAUAUUUAUUGCUAAUAAUAUGGAUAUGUUCGAUGCUAUUCGUUGGCAAAAACUUAUUGAAACAUCAUUAAAACAUUUAUCAGUUAUCAAAUUCCAUUUUCAAGAUAAGAAAUUUGAUAAGCCAAUGCAAAAAUUGAAUAAAUUUCAACCAUUUCAAAAUGAUUUUUGGCAUAAACAACAUCAAUGGUAUACGAAUCUAGAAAUUUAUACUCGUACUUCAACAAUUUAUACAAUUCCAUAUGAAAAAGAUAAUUAUGAAUUAGCAUGUAAUACCGAUAAACAUGGUUAUUUAUGGAUGAAAAAUUCCAAUGUAUUUGAUAAUGUUAAAACAUUAACUUUAACACCAAAAUUAAUUGCAAAGAAUUCGAAAUGUUAUUUCAAAAAUGUUGACUCAUUAAUAUUAACACGUCAUUCAGAUGAAAACUAUGAUGAAGAUGAAGAUGAUGAUGAUGAUGAUGAUGAUGAUGAUAAACCGGAUUUAAAAGCAACAGAAAUUAAAUUACUUCGUACAAUUGUUAAUCUAUCAAAUAUCAAACAUUUAACAAUUGAUGAAGAAUUUUAUUUGACUCCAUCAUUAUUGUUAGAUUUAUUAAAAGAAUUACCGAAUGUUUCAUCAUUAAAAAUCGAUGAAGAACAGUUGAUGAAGUUUGUCAAAAAUAAUCAAUUAUGUAAAUAUUUAAAUAAAAAUAUUAAAAAAUUAGAUAUUUCUACUAGUGAAUGUUUGGAUGAAAGAAUAUUUUUAAAUAAAAUUAAGAUGUUAUUCUCUCAAGUAUUUUCAAAUAUCGAACAAUUUACAUGUGAUUAUAUGAAACAAGUUGAUGAUUUAUUAGUAAUAUUGAAAGAAUGUUCAAACUUAUCAAUAGUAAAAUGUGAAGUAAUUAGUAAACCUGUAAAUUCAUGGAUUCAAAUUAAUGCAUCAAAAUUAGAUGUUUAUUUUGAUUUUAAAUCCGUUAAUGAAGAAACUGAUGACGAAGAAUAUAAUGAUGACGAAGAAUAUAAUGAUGACGAUGACGAUGAAUAUGACUAUGAUGAUGAUGAAGAAUAA
This is a messenger RNA of Adineta steineri, 1794 nucleotides long. The record is from the annotation of a GenBank genome assembly. NCBI's taxonomy places the organism in Eukaryota, Metazoa, Rotifera, Eurotatoria, Adinetida, Adinetidae.